Molecule: messenger RNA, 4677 nt
Organism: Sinocyclocheilus rhinocerous
Lineage: Eukaryota; Metazoa; Chordata; Actinopteri; Cypriniformes; Cyprinidae
Gene: fchsd2
Product: FCH and double SH3 domains 2
Exons: 19
Coding region: 302-2572 (756 amino acids)
Biological process (GO): neuromuscular synaptic transmission; regulation of actin filament polymerization
Cellular component (GO): recycling endosome; neuromuscular junction
Molecular function (GO): protein binding
Source: RefSeq, a predicted model, not a curated record
AUGAGCUGAUCCUUCCCCGUAGUAGGGUUCGUCCAGCGGGGUUCGGUGUGUCCGGUCCGGGGCGCUGUUGGGCUGGAUUUCACGGUUGGAGACUCAUAUUUGGAGGCAUAUUCUCUCUUUCAUUACUUUCUUCCCUGAUCCGCAGUGUUUGUUGAGCGUCUGCCCGACUGGAUCUGCUUCAUCAUGGCCGUCUGAAUUCAGAUCCAAAUCCCAGUCUGAUCCCCUUUUCUCAAUCAUCCAUCCCGAUCGCUCUGGGAAUCAUUUCUUUGGGAUUUUACUUUAUUUGUGCCAAUGUUCAAACAUGCAGCCUCCGCCAAGAAAGGUAAAAGUGACACAGGAAGUGAAGAACACGCAUACGGAGCAGCUCGGCCGCCUGCACCUCAAACACCAGACGGAAUGUGAUUUAUUGGAAGAUAUGAGAACCUACAGCCAGAAAAAGGCCACGCUGGAGAGAGAUUACGCGCAGGCCCUGCAGAAGUUGGCGAGUCAGUAUUUAAAGAGGGACUGGCCUGGGAUCAAACCAGACGACCAGAGGACAGAUUACAGGAAUGUGUAUGGAGUGUGGCGGGCUUAUCUUGAAGGCACCGUGCAGGUGACCCAGUCUCGACUCAACGUCUGCGAGAACUACAAGAACGAGAUCUCGGACCCCGCCAAAACUUUACGCCUCUACAAAGAACAGCAGCUGAAAAAGUGCAUUGAGCAGCUGGGUCGGAUCCAGGCAGAGCUCCAGGAUUCAGUGAAGGAUCUGGCCAAGUCCAAAAAGAAAUACUUUGAGCUGGAGCAGAUGGCCCAGGCUGUGCGGGAAAAGGCCGACAUUGAGUCCAAGUCGAAGCUGGGUCUGUUCCAGUCCCGGAUAAGUUUACAGAAAGCCAGUGUGAAGUUGAAAGCCAAGAGGAGCGAUUGUAACUCCAAAGCAACCCACGCGAGGAACGAGUAUCUUCUCACAUUGGCGGCUGCCAACGCACAUCACGACCGCUACUACCAGACCGACCUGGUCAAUUGCAUCAAGGGUCUGGAGGGGAACAUAUACGAUCAUGUGAAGGAUUAUCUGAUAUCCUUUUGUCGGACCGAGUUGGAAGCGUUUCAAGCCGUCCACAGCACCUUCCAGUUCCUGCUGGAGAAGUCCAGUCGAGUGAUGCAGGACUUCAACCAGCAGCUGUUCCUGCAGGAGAACCCAGUGUUUCACAAAGCACAAGACUUCCAGUUCCAGCCCAGCGAUAGCGAUACAAGUCGACAGCUGGAAUCAGAGACAGGAACCACCGAAGAACACAGUCUCAACAAAGAAGCGAGGAAAUGGGCCACACGUGUGGCUCGCGAACACAAGAACAUCAUCCAUUACAAACGGGUGAGAGGCGCUGGAUGUCACACACACGCAUUUACACUCCAAAACAACAUCUGUGACAAACCUCAGCAACACACACACUUAAACACUUACAAAUCUUCUACGCUAAAGCUGAAAGCAGAAGCGCGUCUGGACCUCCUGCGGCAGGUGGGAGUUUCUGUGGACACGUGGCUGAAGAGUGCCUUGAACCAGGUGAUGGAAGAGCUGGAGAACGAGCGCUGGGCCUCGCUGCCCCCCCUCACCACCCACGACCUCUCUCUGUCGACCACGGUGGAUUUGGACAGAGAGGAAGGAGAAGAAUUAGAAGAGAACAUGGAGACGUACGACGACAGCAGCUCGAGUCCUUCAGGAACCCUGAGGAACUACCCACUCACCUGCAAGGUGUUCUACUCAUACAAGGCCUCUCAGCCCGAUGAACUAACCAUCGAUGAGCAUGAGAUGUUGGAGGUUAUAGAAGAUGGAGACAUGGAGGACUGGGUGAAGGCGCGGAAUAAGUCCGGUCAGGUGGGCUACGUUCCAGAGAAGUACCUGCAGUUCCCCACAUCCAACAGCGUCCUGAGCAUGCUCCAGUCCCUCGCUGCUCUGGACGCACGCUCACACUCCUCCAGCAACUCCACUGAGCCUGAGCUGGCAUCAGGCAGCUUCAACGGAGACAGCAGCAUGAGUUUUGUCAAGGCCAUGUACGACUACGAGGGUCAGACGGAUGACGAGCUGUCAUUCCCUGAGGGAGCCAUCAUCCGCAUCCUCAACAAGGACAACCAGGAGGACGACGGCUUCUGGGAGGGCGAGUUUAACGGACGAGUGGGCGUCUUUCCGUCCGUGCUGGUGGAGGACCUGACCGCCUCAGAGAACGGAGACACUCACUGGGGAACAGACACACAGGUGUCCCCGUGCCAAAGGCUUCAUUCAUCGAUUCCUCCUCUGCCUCUGUAUGAGCAGCCGCCCUGCAGUCCGUACACGAGCCCCGAGACCAGCAGCGCCCCCUCGCUGCCCCGCUCGCCGUCUGUCAACGGAGAACUCAAACUGCCCAUCCCGCAGAAAGCCGCCGUUCACAAUCACAAUUCCAGCUUGAGUCCAGAGAGCCCAGGCUUCUCUCAGCCGCUGAGACUCACUCCGGACGGACCCGGCCCCGGAAAACUCAGACCUGUUCGGGCAGCACCUCCUCCUCCAAAGCAGCACACGCGCCGACAGGUGGAGAAAACCGAAGAGGUGGAGAUCACGCUGGUGUAGAGCGCCGCCCUAGUGGACUGAGAACAAACCCCAUCUGACCUCUAACCCCUCCCACUCCUCACGGAAGGGGCGGGGCGUGUGUUAACCCGCCCUAUGAGCAUCCUUAGAUCCCGAAGGGGCGGAGAACAGCAUCUCAAAGGCAUCCCUUUUCAUAAAAACAAACACCUCUUUUGGCGUCACAGACUGUUUGGUGCCUUAAACCGCUUUCAUGCCAAACUCUAAUCCUUGUAUUCGUAAUUACAUUAUCUUGCAACGGGAGCUUGUUUAAAACUUUGUUAAUCCACUCGAUGCCAGUUAAUUUUCACAAAAUUGAGGUUGAUGUGUAAGUGUGUGUCUAAAAACGUAGAAAGGAAUCAAGGGAUAGCGAGAGUUUUAAAGAGGCUACACUUUUUACGGCUUUAGAAGAGCCAAACAUGCGAUACUAGGAAUUGUGGGAUGAUACGGGAGUGAAAAAGGGGUCAGCCACGAAUAGUCCUACCAUUUACGUAUUUCAUAUGUAAUAGCACAGUACAUUACUGUCGUCAUAGGAAUGUUAUAUUCACGUUAAACAUCGCAGAUCAUAACGGAGAAAGGGAACUGUACAUAAAAGGCUACAAGGAAAAAGAGCGGUAGAGGAGAACGAGGGUUUAAUAGAGAGGAAGGCUGGUUACUUCACUCGGUUUAGCUUCUUUCUGUCUUGUGUUGAUCUGAGAAAAGUACUAACAACAUAGCUAUAUCCUUUUCCUCAAAUUGUCAUUAUGAAGACCAGUGUUUGUAUGUAUUACUAAUAUUUAGUCCUCAGAAACACGCGACCUAAAGACGCGUCUGUGAGCACGAGGCGGCGAAUAUUCUGCGUCUGCUCGGGCGGAACGUAAUCGUGGAAAUAUACCGAUCAAUAUACAAGUAUCAGUUAAAGUGCUUUUCCAGCCUAACGCAUUUCUCAUUGUCAUGUGUCGGCACUGUAGAGGGACUGAACGAAUGUGCUGUGUUUCUUUUAUGGCAGUGUUUAGGGUGAAUGUGAUGGGAAAGAUUCCCACUAACAAGCACAGAAAAGGUGGAUCAUCGUGGAGAUUUUUCUUUUUAAUUAUUGCCGACGAACGCAAACCUAUUAUCGUGUCCUAAGUGCAUUUCCUCCCUACAAGGGGCAGCUAUGUUUGUUUUUUAAGAGUUUCUUUGUCUUUUUUUUUUUUGCAGUUGAAGAGACAUUUCAUCUUAAAUAAGCAAUGGCUGUAAUUUAGAUUUAUGAUUUUUAUUCAUUUCCACAGUAUUUUCAUGCAUAUCUUGAUCUUUUUCUGGAGUUUCAGUGCUUUGACCUCUUAAUUUUAUCUUAUUUUUGUAAUGUCCUUGUGUCCCGGCUGCCUCUUUUGGAUGAUGAAGCUGCCCAGCGUCUUGUUAUUGAUCUCGUUAGAGAGUGACUGAUUGUAGUUUUCCCAUAACGUUUGAAAGAGAACAGAGUUAUUAUGUUGAUUCCAUAAUAUAGACAGUGGAAAGAAUUUUUAAAAAUCCAUUUUGUGAAAUGGUACCAUAGUUCUGUUAAGCAAGAACAGGGUCAUGACAAAAAGAACGUGUGCGAGACGUGGGAGGAAAAAAAACAAAACGUUUGUUUGGUAGCCUUUUUUUAAUCCGAGCGGAAGAUGUUUGAGUAUCUUCCUUUGUUUCUAUUUUCCUCUGUCACAACCUAUUUUCUUGUUGAUCUCGUUGAGAUCUUUUGAAUGUUAUCAAACUUGUUUUGAAGUUUAUGGUUAGAGGUUAAAGCCCAUUGUGUCAAAAACUGUUCUCGCCUACGAAACGAACGCAAAUUUUGAUAUUUUCAUUUGCAUUUUUUUUCAAUUGCGCUCCCAGUUUUCUCGGCCAGUUUCAACUCUUUGGAGCUUCUUCAAUAGCAUUAGCUGCAUAUUCUAGUUCUUUUUAUUUCUAAAGUGAUUUUAUUUACGUUUAUUACAAUUUGAAGGUGAUUCCGAGCUGCUAGACAAAAAAAAAAAACAGAUGGAAUAACAACAAUUGACUGUUGCUGCAGUGACAAUAUCAGAGAACAGGUGAAAAAUAUUCUUUCUGCAUAUUAUUAGCUGUAAAAUUAUUUGUAUUUAUUGUGUACAAAUGUUAAAUAAAAAAACUGGGGAAAGUGA